Molecule: messenger RNA, 834 nt
Organism: Acanthoscelides obtectus
Lineage: Eukaryota; Metazoa; Arthropoda; Insecta; Coleoptera; Chrysomelidae
Source: the annotation of a GenBank genome assembly
AUGGCUGCAAAAAGGGGUAAUCUACCAGAACCUGGGCCUUCCGGUAUCAAGAAAUCUUAUUCGUCGGUAGCUAAGGGUAAAUCUGCAAUCAUCAUUCAACCGAAAGAUACCACCCAAGCUGUGCAAACUACCAAAUCAGAUUUACUUCAAUAUGUUGAUCCAGUUUCCGAAAACUUACAUAUAUCUGGAGUGAAGAAUAUAAGGAAUGGUGGCAUGCUGGUAGGCUGUUCGUCUGAUGAUGACAGUCGGAAGUUGAGGCAGAUAGCUGUCGAAAAAUUGGCUGAUAAAUAUGAAAUUAAAGAGGUAUCCAGCUUUCAUCCUAGAGUGCGUAUCGCAGGCAUGACUUGUAAACUGCCUGAAGGUGAUGUUAUCAAGUCCAUUCGUGCACAGAAUAAGGAAGCGUUUACUGAACAUUCUCAAUGUAAGGUGGUUGAAAUCAAGCCCAUCAAAAAACGGAGUGACAUUUAUCAAGCUGUUAUUAAUCUUGAUAUGGAUACAUACAAUAAGGAUUUGUCUGUGUGUAGCAGUAAGUUAUUCGUGGGGUAUGAUGUGUGUGACGUAUUUGAUGCUAUUGAUAUUAAAAGAUGUUUUAAUUGUAGCGGAUUCUCGCAUUAUUCAAAAGAGUGUAAAAGUAAGAAGUUUCAUUGUCCGCGGUGUAGUGAAAAUCAUUUAGUCAAAAAUUGUAAAGCAACUUCGCUGAAAUGUAUAAACUGUAUGAAAAGUAAUAAUGAAAGGAAUACUGAAUUUGAUGCUGCACAUGCUGCUUGGGAUUCUAGGUGUCCUUACUAUUUACAGCGAAUUGAAGAGUUUAAAUCCAGGUUGAUUUUUUCCUGA